Molecule: messenger RNA, 1326 nt
Organism: Paramecium tetraurelia
Lineage: Eukaryota; Ciliophora; Oligohymenophorea; Peniculida; Parameciidae
Exons: 2
Biological process (GO): iron-sulfur cluster assembly
Cellular component (GO): cytosolic [4Fe-4S] assembly targeting complex
Molecular function (GO): protein binding
Source: RefSeq, a predicted model, not a curated record
AUGAAUUCUCAGUAGAUCGUUGCCUAAUUAAACAAUAAAGUUGAAGAGUGUCUUUAAGAUGUUUAAUAGCAGUUAGAUUCUUCUUUCAGGAGAAUUGAGGCUUUUAUUGAUUAAUUUGCUCUUCCUCCUUAUUAAUCUGAUCCUAACAAAAAUGUUGAUUUUGCUCGUCCACCUGUUGAAAUAUAGCCACUUAAACAAACAUUAGCUAAUUAAAUUACUCAAGGAAUUAAACCAAUAACCCAUUUAGCAAUACCUCAAUAAAAUAAAUAAAACCAAGUUUAACUCACUCAAUUAUAAUCCAAACAAAUAUAAGUAUAAUAAGAUGAAUUAAAAGAUUCAAUAACCAAUAAUGGUGAUUAAUUAAACCUAAAGCCAUUACCUUAUAUCCUAUUAUAGUCCAGUUUAAUCUAAUAAAGUGAAUCGUGUUAUGCAAUUGCUAUUAAUAAAGAUAAUUAAAUUGUAGUAGCUGGGUCUUGUAAUAAAAUCAAGGUAUUUGAAUUCAAAUAAGAGUAAUUGAAACAAACUUAACUUCUAAGUGUACAUCAGCGUCAUAUUACUACUUUAAAUUUUAUGAAAAAAUAGGAUCAAUUUAUAUCAGGGGAUUAAGGUGGAUUGAUUAUAAAAUGGUUUAUGAAUGAAAAUAGUUAAUGGAUAUAGUAAUAAAAACUUAAUGAACAUUCUAAAUGCAUUAAUUGUUUAGUUAUUAACAAUAAUGAAGAUCUUUUGAUAUCAGGAAGUGAUGAUUGUACAAUUAAAUUUUGGAAAAAGUAGAAUGAAUGGAUAUGUUCAUAAUCUAUUACAGAUCAUACAAACUACGUAUUAGGAUUAAGUUUGAAUGACUAAUAGAAUAGAGUGAUAACUUGUGGGUAGGAUAAUGUAAUAUUAAUUAUUGAAUUGUCACCCUAAGAUGAAAAAUGGAAUAUUAUAUAAAUGAUAUCAGUUGAAAAAUGUGGUUAUCGAUUAUGCAUCAUCGAUGACAAGAUAUUUACAUUUUAACCUGAUAAUAAAAGGUAGAUGGAUGUAUAUGAGACGAGUAGUAAUAAUAAAUGGUACUCAAAGAAAAAAUAAAUUGCUGUUAAAAGUGGUGAGAGUUGUAAUUAUUAUUUUCCUUAAUAAUAUCUAAAGUAGAAAUGUCUGCUAGUGAAUAAAAAUGGAUACAAUAUUAAUUUACUAAGGAAGGACCAAAAUGAUGAUUUUAUAACUCUAUAAUCUAUUGAUUUUGGGGAUAAUUAUAUAUUUGGAUAAAUGAGUGAAGAUGGAAAAUAUUUGAUUACUUGGGAUGGUAAAUCAAAUCAAUUUUAAAUUAGAAAAUAUAAUUACAAAUGA